UGCGAGCUGACCGGUGGCUCUCCGAAUCCCCCCCCCUCCCCAGCUGGACAGAGAUGAGUAGUCCCGAUGCGGGUUACGCCAGCGACGAUCAGACCCAGGCAAGGUGCGCGAUGUCAGUCAUGAUGCCUGGAAUGGGACACUGCCAGUGGGCCGACCCCCUCAGUCCCCUCGGGGACGCCAAAGUGAAGAGCGAGCCGUGCGCGUCCGGCUCCGGCGGCCAGAGCCGCGGGAAGAGCGAGCCGCGCAUCCGCCGGCCGAUGAACGCCUUCAUGGUCUGGGCCAAGGAUGAACGCAAGAGGCUGGCGCAGCAGAACCCGGACCUGCACAACGCGGAGCUCAGCAAAAUGCUGGGGAAAUCGUGGAAAGCCCUUCCUGUCACGGAGAAGCAGCCCUUUGUGGAGGAGGCCGAGCGGCUGCGGGUUCAGCACAUGCAGGAUCACCCCAACUACAAGUACCGGCCCCGGCGGAGGAAGCAGGUGAAGAGGAUUAAGAGGCUGGACUCUGGCUUCCUGGUCCACGGCGUCGGGGAUCACCAGGCCCUGCCCGUGGACAGUCUGGGCCUGGGCUACCACGAGCACGGCUUCCAGGUCCCGGCGCAGCCGCUCGGCCACUACAGGGAUGCUCCGGCCGUCGGCGGCCCCUCGUAUGAGUCCUACAGCCUCCCGACGCCCGACACCUCCCCCCUGGACGCCGUGGAGUCAGACUCCAUGUUCUUCCCUCCGCAUUCUCAGGAGGAGUGCCACAUGAUGCCUCCGUACCCGUACCACCCCCAGGCCCCCGAGUACCAGCCCCAGGACCCGCUCGGCAGCCACCACCACCACCACCACAGCAGCAGCAACGCCGUCCUGCACCGACACCCCGAGCAGCAGCCGCCGCCGCCCCCCCCUCAGCCCCCCUCCUACAUGGGAUGCCCCAACCCCCUGGCCAUGUACUACACCCAGCACUGCAGCCUCCCGAAGCGGCACCCCGGCGGCGCCGGGCAGCUCUCCCCGCCGCCCGACGCCCACCCCCACCCGGCGGACGGCGUGGAGCAGAUGCACCACUCCGAGCUGCUGGCCGAGGUGGACCGCAGCGAGUUCGAGCAGUACCUCAGCUCCUCCUCCUCCUCCUCGGCGGCGGCGGCGGCGGCGGGGCGCGUGGAGAUGACGGGCUUGCCGUUCGGGCCACACGAGGGUGGCAUGCAGGGACCAGACAGCCUCAUAUCGUCGGUGCUGUCAGACGCCAGCACAGCUGUGUAUUACUGUAGCUACAACAACUCCUAACCUCCCGCCCGGCUGCAAGGACCCGCGGUCUGACCCCAGACCCGUGCGGCUGCGCUUCAGCUCGGCGUUCGUUUCUGUUUCUCCUUCUCACUACAGACACAGGGUGCUCCUCAGAUUUUUUUAAUGCAGCUUUAAAGACUUUGUACUGUAUGUGUGGAAGAGCGGAGAAUAAAGCCAUAGGAUAUUUUGAUAUGAACACUGGUUUUAACAUUUCUCUUCUUGCAGGAAUAUGAAUUGUUUUUUGUGAUAAUAAGUAGUGUACAGUCACUAUUUUACAGUUUAUGUAUAAAAUGAAGGUGUUUUUUUUUUAUACUU
This is a messenger RNA of Salarias fasciatus (jewelled blenny), 1577 nucleotides long. RefSeq names its product transcription factor Sox-17-alpha. Bases 54 to 1262 code for a protein of 402 amino acids. Gene Ontology annotation, cellular component: nucleus. Gene Ontology annotation, biological process: vasculogenesis; endoderm formation; negative regulation of canonical Wnt signaling pathway. The transcript has 2 exons. Lineage: Eukaryota; Metazoa; Chordata; Actinopteri; Blenniiformes; Blenniidae. Gene Ontology annotation, molecular function: RNA polymerase II cis-regulatory region sequence-specific DNA binding; DNA-binding transcription activator activity, RNA polymerase II-specific. The record is from RefSeq and is a predicted model, not a curated record.